Messenger RNA from Colletotrichum higginsianum IMI 349063, 1704 nucleotides. Its product is annotated as alpha-1,2-Mannosidase. Bases 1 to 1704 code for a protein of 567 amino acids. Gene Ontology annotation, molecular function: calcium ion binding; mannosyl-oligosaccharide 1,2-alpha-mannosidase activity. Gene Ontology annotation, biological process: carbohydrate metabolic process; N-glycan processing. The transcript has 2 exons. The record is from RefSeq and is a predicted model, not a curated record. Gene Ontology annotation, cellular component: endoplasmic reticulum; Golgi membrane. Lineage: Eukaryota; Fungi; Ascomycota; Sordariomycetes; Glomerellales; Glomerellaceae.
AUGGCCAAUCGACGACAGCGGCGUGUCAUAAUCAUCGCCGUCUUCUUGUUGGGGUUCUUUGCCUUCCACACCCUUCGUUCGAGCGGUCCGCCGCCUCGCAAACAUGCCGAUAUUCGCCUCGUCAAGAGCAGCUUCGACUGGGCCGCCCACCAGCACAAGUAUCCGAUAGCUCCGCUCUCGAUGCACCGCCUGCCGACCCAACGUCCGAAACCCCUCCCACGCGUCCAGUUCGACUUUGGCGCGCAGCGCAUGCGCAAGAACGAUGCGACAUCCGAGUCGCGACGGCACGCGGUGCGAGACGUCUUCGUCAAGAGCUGGAACAGCUACAAGGAGCACGCCUGGGGGUUCGACGAGCUCACCCCCGUCACGGCCAAGGGCAAGAAUACCUUUGGCGGCUAUGCGGCUACCCUCGUCGACGCCCUCGACACGCUCUGGAUCAUGGACUUGCGCGACGACUUCGACGCUGCGCUGGCCGUCGUUGCGUCCAUGGACUGGGACGACACGGAAGAAACGGCAGUCAAUGUCUUCGAGACAACCAUCCGCCACCUCGGCGGUCUCUUGAGCGCCUACGACCUUAGCGAGGAGCCCGUGCUGCUGCUCAAAGCCAUCGAACUGGGCGACAUGCUGUAUGCCGCCUUCGACACGCCGAACCGGAUGCCGCCUUUUUGGCUCGACUUUGAGGCCGCGAAAAACGGAAACCUCGUCGCCGGCACGGCCGACCCUUCGGCAUCGCCUUGUUCGCUGGGGCUGGAGUUCACGAGGCUAUCCCAGCUCACCGGGGACCCCAAGUACUUCGACGCCAUCGAGAGGGUCAAGUUAUUCCUAGAAAAGACGCAGCGAGAGAGCCGGUUGCCUGGCAUGUGGCCAGCUCUCAUCAACUUCCGAGACGAGUCCGUCACGCAACACAACGAGUUCACACUCGGCGCUCUGGCCGACUCCUUGUACGAGUACCUGCCCAAGAUGUUUGCCUUGCUUGGAGGAACCGAUCCGGCCUACGAAAAGAUGUAUCGUCACGCCAUGCACGUUGUCGAGCAGUACCUCCUGUUUCGCCCCAUGCUUCCCGACGGCCAGGACAUCUUGUUUUCCGGGACGGCCUUUGCCGAAGGCAACGUGAGGCGAAACCCAGAGAGCCAGCACUUGUCAUGCUUCGUUGGUGGCAUGUUCGGGUUGGGUGGCAAGCUGUUCGGGAUCGACGAACACGUGAGCUUGGCCGAGAGGCUGGCUCGUGGCUGCGGCUGGGCCUAUAGUUCGUUCCCCACGGGACUCAUGCCCGAGAUUUUUGGCAUGGUCACUUGCGACACCCUGGACACCUGCGAGUGGGAUGAGGAGCGGUGGAAGCGUGAAGGCGCCUCCGAUCUGAAAAAGGGCUUCUCCCAUGCUCGUGACCCACGAUACAUCCUCCGACCCGAGGCUAUCGAGAGCAUCUUCCUGAUGUACAGAAUGACCGGCAACCCCGAAUACCAGGAGAUAGCCUGGACCAUGUUUCAAUCCAUCGCCAAAGCUACCGAGACGGAGUAUGCGAACUCGGCUAUCGAAGACGUAACAGUCAGGGGCGAGACGAAGAAGCUGGACUCAAUGGAGAGCUUCUGGCUGUCCGAGACGCUGAAAUACUUUUACUUAAUCUUCUCGCCUCCUGGUCUCGUCAACCUCGACGACUAUGUCUUGAAUACGGAGGCGCAUCCACUGAGACGGCAAUCUCCUUGA